This is a messenger RNA of Marasmius oreades (fairy-ring Marasmius), 1128 nucleotides long. RefSeq lists its product as uncharacterized. Lineage: Eukaryota; Fungi; Basidiomycota; Agaricomycetes; Agaricales; Marasmiaceae. The record is from RefSeq and is a predicted model, not a curated record. The coding region runs from base 1 to 1128 and encodes 375 amino acids. The transcript is spliced from 4 exons.
AUGGUCUUCGAAGAGGAAGCGCUCGCGCAAUGUCGUAAUUUCCGUCACCAACAACCUCUGACAGUGGCAUCGAUGAUGUCGCAAGGCCCUGCGUUGCUAAACGUACAUACACCCUCCUCCUCCUUCACGAUUAUCCAUUGUAUAACUCAGGAUUCUUUGGACAGCCUUUACGACAAGCUGCGCAAGAAAGUCCAUUCAAUGCACUCUCGCAGCCGAGUCGGUCCUGGUUGGCUGAAAUACGAGUUCAAUGAUACGAUAUGGAAUUUAGAUGAUGAUUCAGACUAUACUAUCUUCGUUUGGCGUCAAAAACAGCAAAAUCCUCCUGAAAAUGACCCGUUGGGAAUGGCAGCCUCGAUAUCUUCGAUCGCUAGUAAUAUCGCGUGUACCCCAACCCUCCAUUUACAUGAUCCAUCUCAACCGUUACCACAAGCUCCUGAGUAUACGAAUCCAUCCUAUUACGCCUUCAAACCUCCUCGACACCCAACUGGCCGCUCUACUCCUUCUCAACACUCUGUUUCUACACGUCGAAAGUCAAAGAAAGCAAAAGGAAAUGGUAGUAUUUACCCAGGUGUUAUAGGAGAAGGAGAUGCAGUGCCAAAACACAAGCAUGAAUUCAACAAAUUUCACAGCGAAAAUGGAGUCAGGACGGUUAUGGGCAGUAUAGGUCCUGUUCAGAAUGUGCGGAUGCUUCUCAGGUCAGGCUAUAGGCACGUUUAUAUCUCCCGCAAGUUUGCAUUAGAGCACGGCUUCAUACCAGCAGAUGCUGCUCCCGGUCAUUAUGGCUAUGGAGGGCUAGUCAACCUGGGCACAUGGCCUAUCACCCUUACACCCUCAACAUCACAACCUAACACGCCGGCCUCUUCAAACCUGAACGGCCCUAUAAAUAACACCGCUACUCGCAAGAAAUCUAAAGACCUCAAAGGUCCCAAACUAACGCCCAUGACUGUCUAUCUUUCAGAAGAACCUCAUUUUGAUGUAGUCCUAGGCCGAUCUUUCAUCGAAAAGCGACAAAUACGUACGACGGCGACCGAUAUGACUGACGUGGUGUGCAUGGAUACUGGCGAGAAGAUCGAGUGCGAACUGGUAAUAUUGAAAGAUGGCAGAGGGGAGAUUGUUACGGUAACUUAG